Camelina sativa (false flax) is the source of this 1770-nucleotide messenger RNA. RefSeq names its product histone-lysine N-methyltransferase ATXR2-like. Lineage: Eukaryota; Viridiplantae; Streptophyta; Magnoliopsida; Brassicales; Brassicaceae. Gene Ontology annotation, molecular function: protein binding; methyltransferase activity. The record is from RefSeq and is a predicted model, not a curated record.
UUAAAAUACAGACGCGCCGCCGUGCGAGAAAAUCUCCGGCCACUUGAAUGGAUUCCGUUUACAAAACCGACGAGAAUAGCACCGCUGAUGCCGCCGCUCUUCUUUCUCCGCUUCCAACUCCCCAACUGCAGGAGUACUUCAAGAAGCUUAUAACUAGUAGAGGAUGCAAUGGAAUUGAAGUGAAACACAAUGGAACCACUGGGAAAGGUGUUUAUGCGAAUUCAGAGUUUCAAGAAGAUGAACUCAUUAUGAAAGAUGAGAUUCUUGUUGGCAUCCAGCACUCAUCCAACAAGAUGGACUGUUUGGUUUGCAGUUUUUGUUUCCGGUUCGUCGGAACGAUCGAGGAACAAAUUGGCCGGAAACUCUAUUUUAAGAACCUUGGUCUUUCUUAUUGUUGCGACGGUGAUUCAUCUUGAAGCGAAGAUUAUCAAAAUGAAUACAUUGAGUACAAUGAAAAUGAGGAACAAUGUGGUGGAAGCAGCUCAUGCCCUCAUAAACUUCCUGAAGAAGUUGUUCUUACUCAUGCCCUUUGCCUUCUCCUCUUUCGUGUCCUGGAGGAUGUCAGGAGGCUUUCUACUUGAAUCAUGCGCAGAGGCAGAUUGGGAAAGUUCUCACUCUUUACUUUGCACUGGUGAGAGGUCUGAGUCAGUAUCUAGAGAGGCGCUUGGAGAGUUUAUAAAACAUGCUAAUGAGACAAAUGAUAUUUUUCUUCUGGCUGCCAAGGCGAUUUCCUUUACCAUUCUAAGGUACAGGAGAUUGAAAGGAGAACACGUGAACAAAAAAGCAAAACUGAGUGAGCCAAAUCGGUCGCUACUCUUGGAGGCAUGGAAACCAGUAUCUCUUGGAUACAAAAUAAGGUGGUGGGACUGCAUCGCAUUGCCAGAUGAUGUUGAUCCUUCUGAUGAAGGAGCCUUCAGGAUGCAAAUAAAGAAUCUUGCAUGUACGUCUUUGGAGCUCCUGAAGACAGCCAUAUUUGAUAAAGAAUGUGAAGCCCUUUUCUCCCUUGAAAUCUAUGGGAACAUCAUCGGCAUGUUUGAGCUGAAUAACCUAGACUUGGUGGUAGCAUCACCAGUAGAGGACUAUUUCUUGUAUUUUGAUGAUCUUCCUGAUGCAGAAAAGGAAGAAGCCGAGGAAAUCACAAAACCGUUUCUAUAUGCUAUUGGUGAUGGCUAUUCGGACUGUUGCCAAGGAACGGCCUUCUUCCCUCUGCAGAGCUGUAUAAACCAUUCUUGUUGCCCUAAUGCAAAAGCCUUCAAACGAGAAGAGGAUAGAGACGGACAAGCAGUUAUAUUCGCUUUAAGACGCAUCAGCAAGAACGAAGAGGUGACGAUUUCAUAUAUAGACCAGGAGCUUCCGUACAAAGAGAGACAAGCAUUACUUGCAGACUAUGGUUUCAGCUGCAAGUGCUCCAAGUGUCUGGAAGAUUCUUCAUCAGUUUGAAGCCUAAUUUAUGUUUUCAAAAGAACAGAGAAACUGUCAGCCUUUAUAGUGAUCAGAUCACUGAUUAAUCAAAAUUAUGCGCGUAGGGAAUUUUUUUCACCAUACAGUACUAUGUUGGAGCACGCUGUCGAAGAACCGCUCUUUCCUCGGCAAUUUAUCUCUCUUUCCUAGUUAAUUAGUUGAAUUCAACUCAGUUUAUACACAUCACAUACGUCAACCAUAAAAAUAUGGUCAUUAGUGGUCGUUAAUGGACGCGGACAGCCCUAGUUCUGCAUAAUAGUACAGAUUAGUAGUCAAUAUGUGUUACUUUCAUGCAUACCGUGGAAGAAC